UAUGGUGGCCAGCUUGGCAGACCUACGGUUCUUGUUGAUGAUAUUAUUGCUCUGCUGGAGGAUCAGGGACGGCGCCUGCACCCAGCAAGCCCCGUGGGUUCUGGGGCUGCGACUGGAGGACCCAGAAGGCCAGGUGUAUAUGAAGGGGCGGAUCAUCUCUGCGCCGCAAGGGGCCAGUUUCAAGCUUCGGCUGUUUGGUUUGGAUCUAAAUGGGACCUGGCCGUGGGUGGCGUUCGCUGGAACAAGACAGGAGGAGACCGGGGUGGUGGAAUAUGCAGCUGACCCGUGCGAGCAGGAGACCCGCCGUGACUCCGCCGCCUUCCAGGUCACCGGGGAGUUCACAGCGGACGAGGAGUACAGCGGGUUGAUAACGGUACAGACGCGGGACAAGAGCAGCAUCUCUCCCGCUGCAUCCUCCACGGGAGGAGGGGAUGAUGCCAACCCUACCUACCACCACCACCUGUGCGUGUUGAAGAACGGAAGCUGGGUGUCGGUGGGACCGGACAGGUUGCAGAUCAACAACGACGCAGGUCUCCCGGCAGACUACAUCCCUCGGUGGGGUAUGGCGGUGCUGAUCGUGCUGCUGACCCUGGUGUGCGGGGUGCUGAGGAGCGUGAACCUCAGCCUGUUGUGGCUGGACCCCCUGGAGCUCUACGUUUUCCACAGCUGCGGCUCCGAGGAGGACAAACGGGCCGCCAAGCGCCUCGAGCCAAUCCGGAGACGAGGCAACUGCCUGGUGUGUUCUCUGCUGUUCCUGUGCGCUCUGGGCCACUCGGUUCUCGGUGUGCUACUCUACAGGGUCCUGGGUUCCAUAGCGCCCGCCGUCUUCGCCAGCGGGUUCCUCAUCUUCCUGGUGUCAGAGCUUGUUCCCCACAUAGUGUGUUCCGGCUACGGCUUCCAGCUAGCCCCAGGCUUCACCUGGCUGGCACAGGUGUGUAUGGUGCUGACGUGCCCACUGUCGUGCCCGCUGGGCCUGGUGCUGGACCUGGUGUUGAGACGUGACAUCAGCACCUGCGGUGUGAGGGAGAGAGCCAUGGAGAUGAUCCGCACCAACGUCAAUGAUCCCUACAGUGAGUUUGUGAAGGAGGAGUUUAGUCGUGGUGCGCUACGCAGGAAGACCGUGGAGGACAUCCUUACUCCACUGAACGACUGUUUCAUGCUGCCGUCCACCGCUGUGCUGGACUUCUCCACCAUGUCAGAGAUCAUGCAGAGUGGAUACACACGAGUCCCCAUCUAUGAAGAGGAGAAGUCCAACAUCGUGGAGAUCUUGUUCGUGAAGGACCUGGCUCUGGUCGAUCCUGACGACUGUACUCCCAUGACGACCAUCACCAAGUUCUACAAUCACCCACUACACUUUGUCUUCAACGACACUAAACUGGACGCCAUGCUGGAGGAGUUCAAGAAAGGAAACUCUGCCCUGGCCAUUGUUCAGAAGGUGAACAACGAGGGGGAGGGGGAUCCCUUCUACGAGGUGCUGGGAUUGGUCACAUUGGAGGAUGUCAUCGAAGAGAUCAUCAAAUCAGAGAUCCUGGAUGAGUCAGACGGCUACAUGGACAUGAAGGUGAAGCGUCCCCUGGCCCCUCUGGAGAUUCCUCUGGAACCUCGCAGCGUCCACCAAGAGUUCUCUCUGUUCAAACUCCCAGAGGGAGAACCCAAGAUCCGCACCUCACCUCAGCUACUGCUGGCCACACACCGCUUCCUCUCCAGAGAGGUAGAGCACUUCAGUCCAGCCCGUGUGUCAGAGAAGGUGUUGUUCCACCUGCUCCGUCACCCCAGUGUCAACCAGGAAGUUCACUUUGACCCCUCUAACCGCCUGAGCCCCGACCACUACCUCUACACACGCAACCACCCCGUAGACUACUUCAUACUGCUACUACAGGGGCGUGUGGAGGUUGAAAUCGGUAAAGAGGGCUUGAAGUUUGAAAAUGGAGCGUUCACAUACUACGGUGUGUCUGCACUCACAGCGCCAACCUCAGUGCACCAGUCUCCAGUUUCGACCCAGCAUCGUCCUCCCAGGGAUCCAUUUGAGAUGGGAGACGCCACCAGCCCGUCCAGCUACUGUCCUGACUACACCGUCCACGCCCUCACUGACCUGCAGCUCAUACGGGUGACUCGCAUGCAGUACCUGAAUGCUUUGAUGGCGUCGCGUGUUGGCCAGAGCCCAGAAUCUCCUGAGAUCAAGAUCCUGCCUAACAGUCAGACCAAGCUGCUCAACGAGAGGAACACUGUCACACAAGGUGGCAGUAAAUCCCAGGAAAGUUCAACGGAAGAGGAGGCUCAUGGGUAAUGAAGUUCUCUCUGUCAGAACUAUGUGUGUUACUCAGACAACCAACAAGGAGGCUUUUUUUUAAUAUAUAUAUAUUUUUAUCAGUGAAUCUCUUAUCUCUGGAAUGCAGUGAUUGGACCUGGCUGAGUGAGCGUCUGUGUGUGUGGUGUGUGUGCAUGUGUGUGGCUACUGCACUAUCCUCAGCCGUUUUCCUCAUUCAUUAUACGUUUCACACCAAUCGUGUGUGUGUGCGUCUCUCCUCCCUGUUGUAAUUCAGCCUCCUUUGCCUAAAAGUUACAUUGCGUGUUCCUUCAUUAUUAGCCUAUCUGUGUGCCAAAGCAACUCACGUCAACCCCCUGUGUGUGUGCAAUUGUGCGUGCGUGUUGUCACAACCCGUCCAUCCAAGCAUUAGACACAGGUUGGUCAAAAAAAGCCACUUCACAGAAAUGUUUACACCGCUUUUGGUGAUUUGCUUUAGUUGUUUGAUUAUACGUCCAUAUUUUAUUUGAUACACUCCCACAUAUUUGUCUAUCUAGACCUAAUGGAAGGCCUGUAUACAGUAUAUCAGGAAACCUACGGGAUGAUUGGAACUGUUUUCUCUAGUUAAAGGGCUAGAUCACCCAACAUUAAAGAAACAAAUAUGUAUUUGAAAAUGUUCGUACUAUCCCUUUAAGAGAGCUGAUGUAACACUCCUGUCCAUUCCAUUGCAUAGUCAAUGUUUAGCUUCAGGUCUGAGCUGUGAUGGGAGCGGUGUGUGUGUGUGACCUCUCUUACGGCCGCCAACUCUGACCCAGUCUGCUUUCAUCCAUUCCUUUUGUUUGGCCAAGUUGCCAUAGAGACAAUCACAAUACCCUUUAUUCACUCAGUAUAUUUACCCAGACACCAUACAGAAUAGAUAAAACAGACACAAGUCCACAUAGACACCAUACAGAAUAGACAAUAUGUUUGUGUUUGUCACAUCUAAAGCACCUUGUUGAUUUUCUCAUCCUUGAUAGCCGAGUAGGUUGAGUUCCAUUAACAUUCCACACACACACAGAAGUGAUAUGUGCUCUUGUGUGGCUGGCCUGGUGUGUGUGUGUGCAUGACUGACCGUGUGCGUGACUCUAGUAUUCGGUCUUACAGACUCUUUCAGGAAACUCAAUUUCCCAUGUUGCAGUGUAACUACCCAUGUGUGCAGGGAAUACAUAUGUUACCCACUGUCCUGUGGAGACAGGAAACGCCUAGAUAAAGGCCUGGUCCAGAAUCAACCCCUUGGUCCUAACCCCUACCACCUUCCCCUGGCCCCUAGUUGUCUACCCUUUGCUCCUAGCCCUUAGUCUAAACAGAUCUGAUGAAAAGGUGAUGGCAGCACCUAUCUGGUUGUGGGGAUAGGAGUCUUUGGAGUAGGGAAUGAGGCUGGAGUCUUUGGAGUGGGGAAUGAGAAUAGGAGUCUUUGGAGUGGGGAAUGAGAAUAGGAGUCUUUGGAGUGGGGAAUGAGGAUAGGAGUCUUUGGAGUGGGGAAUGAGGAUAGGAGUCUUUGGAGUGGGGAAUGAGGAUAGGAGUCUUUGGAGUGGGGAAUGAGGAUAGGAGUCUUUGGAGUAGGGAAUGAGGAUAGGAGUCUUUGGAGUGGGGAAUGAGGAUAGGAGUCUUUGGAGUAGGGAAUGAGGAUAGGAGUCUUUGGAGUGGGGAAUGAGGAUAGGAGUCUUUGUAGUAGGGAAUGAGGAUAGGAGUCUUUGGAGUGGGGAAUGAGGAUAGGAGUCUUUGUAGUGGGGAAUGGGGAUAGGAGUCUUUGGCGUGGGGAUUGGGGAUAGGAGUUUUUGGCGUGGACCAGAGACUCUACGAGGGUCAUAUUCAUUAGUGCACACUGUAGCAAAAUGUUUUGAAACAGAAAACAAAAAUAAACAUUUCUUAUUGGACAAGUUUAGGUAGUCCCUCCCUGUUUCAGUACGUUUUCUUCCGUUUGGUGCCUAAUGAACACGACCCAUGUUUCCCAGCAACCAUGAUAGGGGUUGGCUAUUUUGGCGGCCAUCUUGGUUGCCUCAGUCGUUCUCCACCCCAUAAAGUGUUUUUUUUUUAGUUGAUCUAAUUACAGACAUAUGCUAAUUAAUGACAUAUGCUAAGACAAGGGAUUAACUAUGUGAUUCAAAGUAAAUAUUUUCCAUCUGUUUUAACAAUAUUGUACUGUUGGUUAUGUUUCAAGUCCAUUUAUAUUGUAUUAAAAGACAAUGUAUAUUGUAAAAAAGGUCAUCAUUACUUAUGCUACUUAUAUUGUUUGGGAGAAAUGUUGGGUUUUUUGAUGGGGUAGAAAACUGUAUAUUAAUAUAUAUGCUUAUCUAGAGAGAAUAUGAAUCAAGGAUGCAGAUUUAAGCUCGUAGUUUUCAGGUACAAAUGUAGAAUAAUGUUACCAUGAUGAUGAUGAUGAGAACCGGACCAGCGCUAGUUUCUCUCCAGGAAUUUUUUGUAUAGAUUUUUUUCCCAAUUCUCUGGAAGCUGAGAGUUGUGUGUGCAGAGAACAUUGCAUUGAACUAUUUCAAUAUCUGCUGUUUCAUAGUAAAUAAACCCAGUCCUUGUAUACA
This is a messenger RNA of Salvelinus namaycush (lake trout), 4821 nucleotides long. RefSeq names its product metal transporter CNNM3-like. The transcript is spliced from 12 exons. Gene Ontology annotation, molecular function: transmembrane transporter activity. Gene Ontology annotation, biological process: transport; magnesium ion homeostasis. The record is from RefSeq and is a predicted model, not a curated record. Gene Ontology annotation, cellular component: plasma membrane. The coding region runs from base 2 to 2287 and encodes 761 amino acids. NCBI's taxonomy places the organism in Eukaryota, Metazoa, Chordata, Actinopteri, Salmoniformes, Salmonidae.